CGCAUGACAACAUCACCUGCAGUCACUCCUUGAUCACCCCACGACGACUCGAUGCAGUCGACAGCAAUAUCCAUUGCAGAUCGCGUCGAGGCACGCCGCGCCAAGCGGCGCAACCGAAGCAAAAUCAGCCAGCGAAAGUAUCGCGCCAACCAGAAAGCGUCCAAUACGCAGCUCGUCGAAUACGUGCGGGAGCUCGAGAUGAACAACCUGCGGUUGGAGGCGCGGCUGUCUGUGCUACACGAACGACAGGGUGUGAGUCAGUGCAUAGCGUCGAUCAAAGAGUACUUGCAGCUGUUUGAACAUGGGUACAACCCGCGAGGUGGCGACGUUGGGCACACGAAUCGACAAGAGGCGUUUGUCCACAAGCUCGUCACGCCCAACGUCGACUACAACGGAAAGAUCGGAGUUGACUAUCUCCUCGACCAAUGGGCGACGUAUUAUGCGCUGUUUGAGUCGUUUCGCAUCGAGUGGACCACGAUCCAAGUGCUGACAGUCGACGAACACGCGAUUGUGCUGGAAACAACGGUGUUCAUGCAUGUGCUGGUGACCGACACCUCCGUGUGCGCGCUCUUCCCGCGUUUAGCGCAGCAUCGGGCAGAUCUCGCCGACAAGUUGGUCGGCACCAAGCUCACGGUGCCCCUUCGCGCCCUGUUUACGCACGAUGCACACACGCACCAAGUGACGCGCGUGCAGGCGACGGCCAGUGUCGCAGUGGCUCUCGUGAAGCACUUGAACAGUGUCGAAGAAGCUAGCGAGGCAUUGCUGGGAGCUCUCCUCGACGACAACCUCCUCCUUGAGCUGCAACACCAUCACACUCCAUAAACAAAUACUGUACCAGGAGUAAUUGGUUGUAUUAUUUCGUGGUUGAGUUGGCCGAUUUACGUCAUCUUGAGUCGAAAUCUG
Molecule: messenger RNA, 903 nt
Organism: Aphanomyces astaci
Lineage: Eukaryota; Oomycota; Saprolegniomycetes; Saprolegniales; Verrucalvaceae
Exons: 2
Coding region: 52-822 (256 amino acids)
Source: RefSeq, a predicted model, not a curated record